This is a messenger RNA of Ctenocephalides felis (cat flea), 4220 nucleotides long. RefSeq lists its product as uncharacterized. Gene Ontology annotation, molecular function: transmembrane receptor protein tyrosine kinase activity; ATP binding. Lineage: Eukaryota; Metazoa; Arthropoda; Insecta; Siphonaptera; Pulicidae. The record is from RefSeq and is a predicted model, not a curated record. Gene Ontology annotation, biological process: multicellular organism development; cell surface receptor protein tyrosine kinase signaling pathway; protein phosphorylation. The transcript is spliced from 17 exons. Gene Ontology annotation, cellular component: signaling receptor complex. Bases 1 to 3792 code for a protein of 1263 amino acids.
AUGUGGCCCCUUCUACUAACAUGGGCCAUAAUUCUGAGCCAAAUUGGGCCACUUUUGACUUUCCAGUCGACAUGUUUGGUGGGUGACCAAAAUUUGGUCGAAUCAGAUCUAUUCACCCGUCCCCAUCUAACGUUGGCCGAACGCUCUAUGGAAUUAACCAUAGAGGUGUCCGAGCGCGCCACACAGCGUCUGAUCAGCGAAGUAUUCAAAAUAUUCCUAAAAGAAGUUCUGGGUUACCCGACUGUCAGAUUCACUACAUCUGGCAAUACUAAUUAUACGACUUUUCCAUUGGUCGAUCCUGAUUCGGCACUCAGGAGAAUCGAGAAUGGUCCUGAUGAUUAUCAAAGUUACAGUCGAGAAAGUAUGAUGAACCUCGAACUGUGGCUUUCCCCAACCUACGGAGCCGCACCAGCCCUGUCAAGGGUUAGAGACCAGGGCAACGUUUACCCUCCAGGAAGGGCCGGAUGGUUCAUAAUUGGUGACCCCAAUGUCACCAAUACGGUGACCCAUUGGGCGCAGUUUAGGAAACCGGAGAUUGGUCGGAUUUUCGAUUUGGACAAGGAGGAUUUGGCCACUCUGGGGUCAUUAUGUUCUGAAGAAUGUCUCAGGAGCAUGUACAAGCCCAAAAUCUGCUCUACAAAUUCCUGUGGAAUUAUUUUGGCACCUAGGUUCCAGGAUACAAAAUUCCUGCCGGCUCAGGUUGACGAAUUGGGCCUGAAAUUAAAAAUUUUGUGGUUAGGAGAAAACCUCAAUAAAGCUGUGAAACUAUUAAAAACAUCCCAAAGAACCCCUUCCAAUAUUUUAGUAUUUUAUUGGACACCCAGUGAAAUGAUUCUACCAGGAACACCAUCAAUAACUUUACCAUCUUGCGAACAGUAUUCAUCCCUCAUAAAUUCAAAUUGCAUUUACGAUCCAGCCAGAGUAGCAAAGUUUUCCUGGUCAGGGUUAUCAGCAAGGUCUCCACAUGCUGCAGCAGCUUUGCAAAACUUCAAAUUCUCCAGAGAAGACUUGAUGAAGCUUCUAAAAUCAUAUCAGCAUUUGAAAAACGCUGAACAAGCAGCCUGCGAUUGGAUGAGAACCGGAAAACAAAUCUGGUCGCAAUGGUUGGUGCACGAGGUCAACGUGGUGAAGGAAAAGAUAUACAUUGGAGGCAUUUUUCCUUUGUCUGGCAGCUCUUAUAAAGCAAGAGGUAUUGUAGUCGGUGCAGCAAUGGCCCAAGAAGCAAUUGGUAAAAACGCGACGAUUCUUCCCGAUUAUCAAUUGGAAAUUCUGGCAGCCGAUGGUCAAUGCAAGGCAGAUUUAGAGCUGAAGACUUUUAUAGACUACAUUGUGGAAAAACAUUACGAGCACUUGGUCGGAGUUUUAGGGCCAGCUUGUUCAGAUACCCUAGAAGCUUUAGCAGGGGUUUCUAAACACUAUAACACACUGGUCGUGUCUUAUAGUGCUGAAGGAGCCACGUUUUCUGACCGAGAAAAGUAUCCAUACUUCUUUCGUACAAUUGGUGAAAACAAGCAGUACGUCUACGUUUACCUAAAAUUGAUGCAACUUUUGGGUUGGCGUCGUGUUGCAUCUUUAACCGAAGAAGGACAAAAAUAUUCAGAGUAUAUACCUCAUCUAGAACAAACUUUGCAGGAAAACAAUGUGCAGCUUAUAGCAAAUGCCAAGUUUCCAAAAGAACGUGAACAUUCUGCAAUGACUAGGUAUCUACUGGACUUGCAAAAACGUAGAGCCAAAAUUAUAAUAGCCGAUGUCUACGAUCCAGUAGCAAGAGCAAUUAUGUGCGAAUCUUUAAGACUUGGCAUGACUGCCAAAGAUGGUUAUGUCUGGUUUUUGCCAACCUGGUUGACCACCGGCUGGUGGAACACAACUUUGCAUAAUGGAAAUAAAGAAAACAUAUCUUGCACUGAAGAAGAAAUGCUGGAGGCUAUAGAAGGUCAUCUGUCCCUCACCCAUGCCUUUUUUGCUCCCGAUGAUCAAAUAAUGCAAGAAGGCAGGACUGUUGGUGAGUGGCGAAGGGCCUACCAGGCCAGAUGUGCCCGAAGGAGAGUCCAGGAAAGUGUUUAUGCAGGUUAUGUCUACGAUGCUGUUUGGACAUAUGCUUUGGCCUUGCACGAGUUGACCAGAAAGAACCCGAUGGCUAUUGCGCAGAUGCACUCAUUGAACACAACAAGUCAAUUGAUGGAGAUAAUCGAGAAAACGGAUUUCAAUGGUGUUUCUGGAAGGAUUAAGUUCUAUGGUGGUCCAUCCAGGUUUUCAGUUGUGCACAUCAUGCAGUGGCAAAAGAAUCAGUCAAAGUUAAUUGGAUCGUUUCAUCCGAAUAUCACGGAAGAUACUGCGCAGGUGACUGGUGGUGUUCUAAAUCUAGACGAAUCGUCCCUAAUCUGGCCCUCGGGCCAGAUCCCAAGUGACGGCGGAAGCGACGAUGAAGACUUUUUGGAAAGAUCUUGUGCCUUUGCAGGGCUCGCCAGAGCCUUAGGCUGGGGUUGCAAUAAAACCAUCGUUUUGGUCAACGUGAUUAUUUUUGGAAUUGCCGGAAUUAUUAUCGGAGGAGCUUUGUUCUUCAUUAGAAAACGGUAUGAAGAGAAGUUGAAGAAGUCUCAGAAGUACAUGAAGAAUUAUGGUUUGGAUCUUUUGAACAUCGGUGGUUUGGACAAAUGGGAGAUGGCAAGGGAUCGUGUAGUCAUCAACAGGAAACUCGGCGAGGGUGCUUUUGGUAUGGUUUACGGCGGUGAAGCCCAUUUUGAGGACGGUUGGGCAGCUGUCGCCGUUAAAACUCUAAAAAUCGGUUCAGACACCGAAGAAAAACUAGACUUUCUAUCCGAAGCAGAAUCGAUGAAACGAUUUGAUCACAAGAACAUUGUCAAGCUGUUGGGUGUGUGCACUACUAAUGAGCCUGUGUACACUAUUAUGGAAUUUAUGCUUUAUGGAGACUUGAAGACUUAUCUUUUGGCCAGAAGGCAUUUGGUGAACGACAAGAGCAUGGAUGCUGAUGAAAUUUCUAGCAAGAGGUUGACCCAAAUGGCUUUAGAUGUCGCGAGUGCCCUAAGUUAUUUGGCAGAAAUGAAAUACGUGCACAGGGAUGUCGCAUGCAGAAAUUGUCUGGUAAAUGCUCAACGUGUGGUAAAACUUGGCGACUUUGGUAUGACCAGAAGAAUUUGCGAGAAGGAGUACUAUAAAUUCCUCAGACGAGGUAUGUUACCAGUUCGUUGGAUGGCUCCUGAGAGCCUCGGAGACGGUGUUUUCACAACAGCCUCCGACGUUUGGUCAUACGGAGUCCUUCUUUACGAAAUCGUGACAUUCGGCAGUUUUCCUUUUCAAGGAAUGUCUAACAACCAGGUUUUGGAGCACGUCAAAAAAGGCAACACUUUAAAAAUACCACAAGGAAUCAAACCACAAUUGCAAGGUCUAAUAAAAUCCUGCUGGAACCUAGAUCAUCGCACUCGUCCCCAGGCAUCAGCAAUAGUAGAUUUCCUGGCAGGUUCGCCCAGGUUACUGCAUCCUUGUCUGGAUGUGCCUUUAGCUUCUGUGCAGACUGGUGAUAUAUCAAGUGAUCUGAUUCAACAACGUCCGCCAAAUGUUAUCGAAAGAUGUUCUCCGAAUAUGAUGGACAAAUUAGGCCAGCAACCGAAUCUUAUUGAUAAUUGUCCACAAGUUGUGGUCGAGGAUGUUGAUGAUCCUACGCCUUAUAGCACUGCUGUUUUGACGCCUCUUAUACCGCGGAUACCGCGGUAUAAUGUGAACUCUGGGGAUUGUGGGGCGAAGUUUUCGCCCAUGAAGUGUGAUGUGGGGUAGUAAAUGACGAGGGAUUUUAUAGAGUUAUGUGGUCGAAGAUGUUGAUGAUUCUACGUUUUGACGCCUCUUAUACCGCGGAUACCGCGGUAUAAUGUGAACUCUGCGGAUUGUGGGGGGAAGUUCUCGCCCAUGAAUUGUGAUGUGGGGUAAAAGGUGACGAGGGAUUUUAUAGAAUUAUAUUAUGGUCGAAGAUGUUGAUCAUCCUACGCCUUAUAGCACUGCUGUUUUGACGCCUCUUAUACCGCGGAUACCGCGGUAUAAUGUGAACUCUGCGGAUUGUGGGGGGAAGUUUUCGCCCAUGAAGUGUGAUGUGGGGUAGUAAAUGACGAGGGAUCUUGUGAUUAAUUUUUUAGUGAAAAAGUGAAUAGGUGGUCUAAUAAUGUUCUAUUUUAGAUCAUGUUUAAUUUUAGAUUAAGGGGGUAUUCUAG